This is a messenger RNA of Penicillium crustosum, 864 nucleotides long. RefSeq names its product zinc-dependent alcohol dehydrogenase family protein. The transcript has 4 exons. The record is from RefSeq and is a predicted model, not a curated record. Bases 1 to 864 code for a protein of 287 amino acids. Lineage: Eukaryota; Fungi; Ascomycota; Eurotiomycetes; Eurotiales; Aspergillaceae. Gene Ontology annotation, molecular function: oxidoreductase activity.
AUGCCAUCUCACUUAACCAUCGUGACCAUACCUGAUGGUGCAGGUACCGUGGUUAGCACAGGACCAGGUUCUUCCUGGGAGACCCGCUGUGGAGAGGCAGUUAUCUUGCAUCCAAACACGUGGCUGCAGGGAGACCUGAGCAACUUUGAUGUGGAGAGCGUGUUAGGGGGUGGUGAUGCACAUGGUACUUUGACCAAGUACAUCGUGCUGGAUGAUGUGCAAGUUUUGGAGUCGCCGACCAAUUUGACUGUGGAGGAGGCUUCGACUUUGCCAACGGCUGCCUUGACAGCUUGGAAUGCGCUUUUCAUGGGUCCUAUCCCAUGCCAACCUGGCAUUUCAAUUUUGACUCAAGGAACUGGUGGCGUUAGCUCUUUCGCAAUACAGUUGGCUGCCGCUGCAGGUGCCACUAUAAUCGCGACAUCCUCCUCCGAUGAAAAACUUAAAGUUGCUAAGCAGCUAGGUGCCACCCACUUGAUAAAUUAUCACAAGACACCGAAUUGGUCGGAAGAGGUCCUUCACAUUACGAAUGGCCGUGGGGUUGAUCAUGUAGUGAAUGUCGCUGGUUCAAGCACCAUUGAGGAAUCACUGCUCAGCGUGCGGCAGGGCGGAGUUGUGUCAGUCCUGGGUAUGCUUUCAGAGUCGAAGAAAACAGAUCUGGUGCCAAUGCUUAUGAUGGGAGGGAAAACACUCCGAGGCGUUCUUGGAGCAGGAAACAAGGAGAUGCAUGAACAACUGGUGAAGUUCCUCCAACAUCAUGAUAUACAUCCUACUAUUGCGCGGGUUUUUGAAUUUGAUCAGGCUGUUGAUGGAUUCGCAUAUAUGGCAAAGCACAGCGAAGUCGGAAAGAUCAUCAUUAGAGCCUAG